CUCCCUGCCUUCCUUGUUCUCUAGUACAGGCCACUUAGGACUCUGACAGUUUUUAAGCUGAGCUGGGGGUUGGAAUCAAACCCUCCCAAGAAGUGUGUGUUCUUUUUUCUGCCUGUGUCAGAGACUUUGUACAGAUAGACAAGACAGACGGAGGGAAACUAAAAAGAGGAAGGGGAUGGGGGAACAAAUAUUUCCCAAGAACAUCCCACACCUGCACAACAGAGAGGACAAACCAUCAGAGACCAACAUGGUGGAAAAGAAGUCCACAACUCCUUCGGUGGCACAGUUAGCAGGAAAAUUCCAAGAUCAAUCAUCUCUUUCUGGAAAGGAGAUGUUACCCACUAAAUCAACCCGUAGAAAACCACCAUGUUCCCUUCCUCUCCACACACACAAGACAGAGCUUGGCCAGAAUGGUGAGCUAAAGCCAUCUCCAAAUGCUUCUCAUCCUCUAAAAGUAAAGAUAAAAAGCUCUCCCCUGAUUGAAAAGCUACAGGCCAAUCUGGCAUUUGCUCCAGCUGCCCUGCUUCCAGGAGCUUCUCCAAAAAGCCCUGGCCUAAAAGUGAUGAUAUCUCCAUUUAGUAGCCCUCCAUCCACUCCAAUCAGCCCACAGUCUCAUUCAAGUGAACCUGAUGAGACACCAGUUAGCUUUGAUCAGCCACCAGAGGGCAUUCAUCUUCAAUUUUAUAACAAGGUACGUACACGGGGAUCAAUAAAACGCAGGCCACCCUCUAGAAGAUUUCGAAAAUCACAGUCAGAAUAUGGAGAUGACCUAGAUUUAGGGGUGACAGUUUCACCUCAGGAAAAUGGUACUGAGGAGGAGGAGGGUGUAUUUACAGAUGAGAAAAAGGCCACUGAGUCACUAUCUCCCCCUGUGGAUGGCACUGAUCACAGUGAGAAACAAAACCAGAUAGCAUCUGAUGAAAAAAACCCAUCAGGUCUAGUAUCCAGAAGAACAAAAAGCAAUGAGAGAGAAGAAACAGAAGAAAUGGUGUUAUGCAAAGAAAGCAAAGAAGAGAAGUUACAUCAGAAUCUUUCAGAGGAAAAGCCAUGUGAGAACAUCAAAGAAGACAAAGAGAAGAAUUCAGAUCCUGACAGUACAGAGGAUACAAAAAGAAAGUCAUGGAAGAGCGCUCUGAAGGAUAGGGAGGAUGGUAAUGCUCCUGAUAAGGAAAUGAAAGAUAAAGGAGAGAGGGUGGAUCAAUUAAGUAAGAGUGAGAACAUACAGCAGAUAUCAGGUACACAAGACACUGGGACUCCACAGCCUACAGGAGACACAGAAACUGCUACCUGCUCCAGGCUGUGAUGGCAGUAUAAUCACUGGGCACACAGUUAACAGGAAACCGAGAUUAGUGAGGGUUCCCACUACAGUACUUGCUUAGGAAUGAACAAAAGCUCUUCCCUAAAUGAAAACCCCAAGAAUAUCUGUGUUAUCCUUUCCCUUUGGCAGCUUUUAGGCUUUUACUGCAGUAAAUCUGGUCAUCUGUUGGAAGAUAACCUGAUACAGACAAUGAAAAUUCUAAGCUUUUCAAGCUGGUGACACACCAAGAAAAAUGGCACACAAAAUUAUUCUAUAUUGACUUAAGGAAUGCAACAAUUACUAAGUUUUUCCCAGCAUUUUUCAUAUGGAAAGAACUAUUAUGCAUAUUAGUUACAUUUUUGGAUUAAAGUGGACAUUUCCAAA
Molecule: messenger RNA, 1681 nt
Organism: Rhineura floridana
Lineage: Eukaryota; Metazoa; Chordata; Lepidosauria; Squamata; Rhineuridae
Gene: RCSD1
Product: RCSD domain containing 1
Exons: 6
Coding region: 176-1303 (375 amino acids)
Biological process (GO): retrograde transport, endosome to Golgi; protein localization to endosome; skeletal muscle contraction
Cellular component (GO): early endosome; WASH complex
Molecular function (GO): actin filament binding; phosphatidylinositol phosphate binding; retromer complex binding
Source: RefSeq, a predicted model, not a curated record